Messenger RNA from Cataglyphis hispanica, 7456 nucleotides. It is a transcript of the gene rols, whose product is annotated as protein TANC2. Gene Ontology annotation, molecular function: protein binding. The record is from RefSeq and is a predicted model, not a curated record. The transcript is spliced from 16 exons. The coding region runs from base 932 to 5689 and encodes 1585 amino acids. NCBI's taxonomy places the organism in Eukaryota, Metazoa, Arthropoda, Insecta, Hymenoptera, Formicidae.
CUAGUUGAAUUCGUUCCCCCCUAAUCUCUUUACUUGUUACUUUUCUAAAAUCUUUUGCAUAAAAAAUGCUACAUGCAUUUAAGAAACUGAACGAUAUUGAUUGACAAAAUGGCAUGUCUAGAAAACAUUGCAAGUGGAUUAUUUCUAAAUGGACUUGAAUGCAUAAAGCAGAAGGAGAGCAGAAGACUAGCGGCAAUCCCGAACAAUUUGCAGAUACGCAUGCGUGGAAGAGGACGCGGCAAGGGAGAGAGGUCGAGGAAGAAAAAGAGAAAAAGAAGGCUAAACGGAGAGAGAAAGAGAGAGAGAGAGAGAGAGAGAGAAAGAGCAUCGUCGUGAAAGAACGACCGUGAGGAUCGGCAAAGUUGUCGGAGCGGCCACCAGCUAGCCAAACCACCAGUCAACCAGUCGGUCGACCUGCUGGCCAAUCAGGCAACCAUGCUCGGUCGACGGUGGCUUAGCCGCAAGUCAGUCAGUCAGUGCGCCGCGAACCUCCGUCGCGUGUCUACGUGUGCUCCGGGGGGGCUUUUAUCGAUAAUGUAAAAAAAAAAAAUAAAAUAAAAUAAAAGAAAAAAAUUAUCACGAUGGAUCGAGAAUCCCGGCGAGACCGAACGGUCCUGCUUGCUACUCACUAUCGCGCUCCGUAAUUACCUGUCACAGGUGGGCGCGCGCUCUCCGAGAUUCACACGAGAUUCAUCUCGUGUCUCCUUUAGCUCCUUUCUACUCGUUCCUCUCGCGUGUGGAUAUGCAUGAUGCGGAUCGAAGUGUAUUGCCGAGUGUGCGAUGUAGGAUCUCUCUAUCUCGUCGGAUUAAAAUACGUACCUGCACGUGAGGGAGAAUAAGAAAGAGAACGUUCGCGCAUAACGGAGGAGAGUGUGAGACAGAAAAGAAGAAAAAGAAUAGAGAAAGUGGAAGAGAAGAAGAGAGGAGCGAUAUGGCGCCCCCCAACAGACCGCCUCGCCCUGGCUCCGGUCUCAGCCUCUCCGUACUCGACCUGGCGCAGAUACGAGCUUUGGUCGAGUCAACGGGGAUGCUGGGCGGAUCCACGUGCCCGUCCUGCGAGAUGCCGUUCGACAAGGGCAAGAAACGUCGUCUGAUCGACUCCUGCGGUCACGAGCGUUGCUACUCCUGCCUGUUUCGCAGCGAGGCCUGUCCGCUCUGCUUGCACGGCUACGAGCUCAAUAACGAUGACGGACUGGAGGAAUCGACUCUCAGGGACGAGCUCGCCGCUUCCACGGCUCCGCUGUCCGUUUUCGCGCCCACAGACGGUUGGCUGGAUGAGUCAUCGACGGUGAAUUCUCUCUGCGGCAGCCCCAGGCUACCACGCACCAAAAUCACCACGAGGGCUAAUCUGCCGUCGCGGGUUAUGCACCAGCGAGCCGGGGUAGAAAAUCUCUCGUUGAUAGCGAUGGGGAAGAACUUGAGAAGCAAACCUGCAGAGCUUCCAGAUCCUUCUAUCUCUCAAGGUCAACAAAAACCUGAAAUGACACAAAGUACAUUGAAAUGUUGUCCCACCCCGCCGAAUCAGCGAAAAAGAUUUUUCUUCAACCCGAAAGUGCUCAGAAGCUCCUUCGCCGCCCAGAGAUCCUCGAGACGCACAGCAUCCUCGCCCGAACCGACUGUGAAUGAAAAUCCUUCCGCGUUAUCAGCUUGGAUGACCUCGUCCUUCGAGGGAAAAGCGAGAUGGCCCGGCGUUGUUUUGGGAAAGAUCAAGUCUCUCUGGAGCAGCAGUCAAGGCACGGCUAGCGACGGGCUGAAUCAGCUCAUCGGCUCGUCGGGCAAAGUCGCAGAUGACGAGGGCGGUUGCGUGAAACCGCUGUCUUCGAAAACCAGGAAGUCGUCGCAGUCGGAUUUGUACAUGAGACUAGGCCUGCUAUUGGGAUCCGGUCGAGCGAACGCGAGCGCGGAAUCGAGUGGGUGUCCCUCCUCGCGAGCCCCAGCAGCCCAGGGACAUGACAGCUCGGCGGCUUCCUUCAGCAGUCUGACCAGCUUCGAGACGCAGACAUUGGCCUCGACGAACACGAGUCCGGUCUCGACGUUGACGGGCACGUCAAGCGAAGCGGAGGCCGCGGCGGCGCUGCGAUGUCCCGUCAAACCGAAGACCAAGGCCAAGGGAAAGACUAAGUCUAGGGACUGCGACAGCGCCGGUAGCCUGGCGUCUAUCUCCACGUCAUUAUCCGCGUCCACGUCUAUGUCCAUGUCUAUGUCAGUGUCUGUCUCUGGUCUCUCGAACGGUAGCGGUUCGAGUCCGCUCGCGUCUAGAAGGCACUCAGCAAAUGCCGCGCAGACGAGCCAGACCGACGAACUUGGCCAGCUGAGAAACAGACGGUCUUGCGCCCGGAGAUCAGCGAGAGCCGGCAACGUCAAGGGUCCGGCGGACGCUAAACUACGUUUCGUUCAGCAUCACGCGGCGCAGUUGACCUUGAAGCCAUUGUUCUUUGAAGUACCGUUAUUAGAGGAGGAUCCGCUUUUCGCCGGACGGCAAUGGCUGUUACACGAAUUAGAAUCUGUGAUCAAUGGUUCUAGUCCCGGCAUUCUGAUCUCCGGAUCGCCGGGCACGGGAAAGACCGCGCUUGUGCUGCAAUUGGUGGAACACAGUUGUUUCGGGAGAAGAAGGGAACAGAUGGGAAGAUCCUCGGAAGUGAGCGAGGAAUGCGACGAGAAAGAGAGGCAGAGUAAUAACGCGACUCUUCAAGCUAAUAUUCGAUAUACCAACGAAAAGGUUCGCGAAUUAGCUUCGCACGUCGUGGCGUAUCACUUUUGCCAAGCCGACAACAAUAGUACCUGUCUAGUGCCGGAUUUAAUUCACUCGCUAGCGGCGCAACUCUGCCAGGCUCCUCAAUUGAUCUCGUAUAGAGAAUAUCUGCUAUCCGAACCUCAUCUUCAGGGCUCACUAUCGCAAAGAGAAUGCACCGUCGAUCCAGAUCUCGCACUCUCGAGGGGUAUUAUCGAACCGCUCUCGACCUUGAAGAAAGCCAAUAGACUACCAGUCUCGAAUAUGGUAAUAUUAAUCGAUGCUGUUUGUGAAGCGGAAUAUCACAGACCAGAUAGAGGCGAUACUAUAGCUUCUUUCCUGACGAGGCAUGCACCUAACAUUCCCAGUUGGUUGAAGAUUGUUUGCACUGUCAGGACGCAGUUGCUCGACUGCGCGAAGCAAUUGCCAUACACAAGGGUUUCGUUAGACAAGACUGCGAAUGAUGCGAUUGGUAACAGUAUCGCGAAAGAUCUGUCCGAUUACGUCGGUUACAGACUCGCGCAGAGUCCAUCCAUACAGGCGAACGUGACUGCAUCGGUGAACGGCAAGGCGGAAUCAUCGUGCAGCGCGAAUCAGACAAGAUUCGCCUCGCAUCUGCUUGCGCUAGCUAAAGGCAGUUUCCUCUUCGCCAAGCUGUCGCUCGAUCUUAUCGAGAGCGGUCAUUUAGUCGCAAAAUCUGCGAGCUAUAAGGUACUACCGGUUUCUCUCGCGCAGAUCUUUCAAUUACAUUUUAACUUGAGAUUUCCUACGGUAGCCUCGUUCGAUAAAGUGCAGCCUCUUCUGGCCGUCUGUUUGGCAGCUCUGUAUCCACUGACCUUACCUGAAAUUUUCUAUUCUGUAAAUUCUUUAAAUGUAGACCAUUUUAUCUCAUGGGAAGACUUUUUACAAAGAUUUAAGAUGCUCUCUGGUUUCCUUGUGAAACGUCUAGACAAUACCUAUAUGUUCUUUCAUCCGUCGUUCAGGGAAUGGUUGAUGAGGAGGGACGAGGGGGAAUCGACAAAGUUCCUGUGUGACUACAGACUAGGGCACGCGGCGAUAGCGUUCAGACUAUCCCGUCUUCAAGCGCCGUUAGACGGUGACAAAGCCUUGGAACUGGGUCAUCACGUAUUGAAGGCGCACGUUUAUAGAGGCGUAGCUCCAUGCUGGCCUUCGCGCGAUUUACAAGCUAUCUGGUUGACUCUGUCGACCGAAUGCAUCUCUUCGGCAUUAUGCACGCUUCGGAAUAUCUACAGUCCAAAUGUGAAGGUAUCGCGGUUGCUCCUGCUGGCGGGCGCAUCGCCGAAUCACAUCACUGAGUAUCUGGGUAACGCACCAGCUUUAUGUAUGUACGCGCACGAAGGUUUUGUCGAGAUGGUAUCUCUUCUUCUUGAAUUCGGCGCCGAUGUCGAACUGACCAAUAGCCAAGGUUGUACGGCGUUAUCGCUGGCAGCUGCUCGAGGGCACUGCGACGUUGUCAGAAGAUUGGCUGCCGCUGGAGCCUUGUUAGGACACGCGGACAUGGCUGGCCAAUGUCCUCUAGUGCAUGCGGCGAAGCACGGAAGACUGUCCGUGGUUGGAUAUCUUCUUGCUUGCGACUGGGUCCUGCCAAUCGGUGAGAAUAGGCCGGAAAGCGGUACCUCGGAAAUAGGCAGAGAGGAAGCCGCCCAACAAGCCGUCGUCGCGGCCGCUUCGCAGGGCCACGAAGCUGUCGUGGAAUAUCUUUUAGACAUGGCCGAAGUGAUUGUGGAUCGUCCCGAUACGUUGAUAGGCGAGACUGCUCUAACGAUUGCCGCCGCUAAUGGCUCGACCGCAACAGUUUCCGCACUCUUGGCCCGCGGUGCUAAUCCUGCAGCUGUAAAUGCAAAAGGCCUUUCUCCUCUCAUGCUCGCCGCCAAGGAAGGUCAUUGGGGUACUGCUGAGCGACUUUUACAAGGAGAUUUAUCCACUAGCACGGACGUAAUAUUGGACGAAGCUAUAUCGCUCCUUGAACAACGCGAUCCCGCUGGUCGUACCGCGUUAAUGCUGGCCGCUUCCGAAGGCCACACCAAUCUUAUCGAAUUGUUUCUCGAUAAAGGAUCGAUUUUAGAAACGAGAGACAAGGAAGGACUCACUGCCCUCGGCUGGGCUUGCGUUAGAGGACGCGUAACUGUUGUACAGAUGUUGCUCGAUCGCGGCGCCAAUUUUGGUACGAACGAUAAUACUGGUAGAACUCCUUUGGAUUUGGCCGCAUUCCAGGGUAAUCCAAAACUAGUACAGUUGUUACUCGAGAAGGGAGCCGCGGUGGAACACGUCGAUCUUCACGGCAUGCGUCCUCUAGACCGUGCUAUCGGAUGUCGCAAUAUUCCGGUGGUCCAAUGUUUUUUGCGUCGUGGUGCCAAACUGGGUCCCGCCACGUGGGCUAUGGCGGCGGGAAAACCGGACGUUUUAAUAAUUCUGCUGAAUAAGCUUUUAGAAGAUGGCAAUGUCUUGUAUCGAAAGAACAGAUUGAAAGAAGCGUCGCAUCGAUACGCGUAUGCUCUUAGAAAAUUUCCAGCCUCACCGGAGGAAGAUUGCCAAGGGCAAGAACAAGGUCACAUGAUGCUGCAGCUUCAAACCUUUACGCAGCUCCGAUUGAAUUUCCUUCUAAAUCUCAGCCGAUGCAAGCGCAAGAUGAACGAAUGUGUCGAAGCCAUCGAACUCGCCGACGAAGCUCUCGGCGUUCGUUCCGUUUCUUAUGAAGCGUUCUAUGCCAGAGCUAAAGCUCGCGUAGAUCUAGGUUUGUUCGAAGACGCCUUGUCAGAUGUUCAAGAAGCUCUUCAAAACGCACCGGCUCACAACAGACAAGAUCGUAGAGUACUCGCAGCCUUGAAAGACGAAAUCAUCUCUCGGAUCGAUGGCACUGGAACCAAUAAAGGGCACGAAGAUUAUAUUGCCAGAUCGCGCCUUCGAGCGUCAGUGGAUACUCUUACAGAGUUAUAACGUUACUUGAAUUAAGAUAUUCGAAUAAGUUAAGUUUAUACAAAUCUAUUCGAUUCACAAGCGCAAUAAUAAAAUAAUAAAAAUAAUGAUAAUUUACGCUUGUUAUAAUCUAUGAUGCAAUUUACGACCGUAUUUAAAGAAAUGGUCAAACAAACUUUAUUCAAGUUUAAAAUUUCCUAAAGAUUUAAAGGUCUUUGCGUUUGUGGUUAUCGAGUGAUAACGACUCAUUGUGAAAAAUUAGGAAACUAUAUCUUUAAUAUUGAGGUGCUUCUGUAUCAUAAAUACAUCUCUAACAUAAUGGCGCUCUUGACGCGCAGUUUUAACAUGCUUUCACUAAAUACAUUCGAAUAACUUAUUAUAUAGAUAUUUAAUCCUUAGCAUUGCUCAGAGAAUUCAACACAAAAGGUUCGAUCAAAUUUACGUCCUGUGCUAAAAAAGAGACAGAACGAGUUUCUCUUUUUUUUUAUCAAAAAUGUAUAAUCGAAGAUAUAAGUGUUAAACGAUUUGCGAGCGGAUUUCUAACAUUUGUAGCUUACUUUUAAAUUAUCAAUAUUUUACAAUUUUAUAUGGAUAUAUUUAUAUUAUAUUUAAUAUGCAAAAUACAAUUGUAUUAAAAAUCAGUUUUGAAUAAAGUUUCUACGACGAUUAUAUUAUUACGAAUUGUACGCGUUAUCCUGUAAGAUGUACUUGAAAAAACAUUUUCUUCAGUAUUCUUACAAUAUCUACGGAUCUUGCCAAGUAAAAGUAUUUUUAGAGCUUAUAAAAAUUGCUGUAACAAAAGCGUGCUGAUUUAACAGCAUUGUCCGGUAAAAUUCGUCAAUCAAAUUGUCAUCAUAAUCAUUUACAUAUCAUCAUUUUAUUAGAAAUAAAUUGUAAUAUAUCAAUCGAUGAUACGUUGAGAUUGUCAAUUAUUAUUAUCAUGUAAAUUAUUUGGUAUUUAUGUAGCUGGCAAAACACUGACUAAAAUGUUGUUUGUUUGAAUAUUCAUUUUAAACGUGCGAUUUUAAGAUGUUGGACGCCUUCUAUUAUGAUGCGAGCUUAAAUAUUGUAUGAUAUAUUGUAUGAUUUGGAGUGAAAUAUUGUAUGAUUUUUUAUUUGAUUAUAUAAAUUGAAUAAAAAUAUAUAUACAGUAGACCCUCGUAUAAUGUCGGGCAUAUAUUUUAUGAUUUUAUGUCAUAUAAUGUUUAUGGAAUGUAUAGUUUGAAAAUAUGUUGUUAUAAAAGAAACAAAAUUUGAAAUUUAUCUACCGUAUAUAUAAAACUGAUUUAUCACGUUAUAAAAAUACACUCUCUAUACAGGGUUUUAUUGUAUAUAUAUAUAAUCACAUGUGUAUUAUGUCAGUAUAAUACACUAACAUAAUUAGCCUUAUGGAAUGUCAUUUUAAUUUAAAUAAAUUAUUCAAUUUGCUUUUUGAUAUCAGUAUUUUAUAUAUUAUAAAAUGAAAAAAAUAUAUGUUAUAUAUAUGUUAUAUGCAACAUUCUUAUUAAUUAAUUGAAUGUCGAACGCGCAUAUGUAUAAUUAUAAAUCAUAUAUAAUAAUUUUAAAUUUUGCAGCUAUAGAAUAGUCACAGACAUCCGCACUCCGAACAUGAGAAAUAUGCGAUAUUAUUAACCUCGCAGUAAUAUUUAUAAUAUUUACGUCUUGCCAAGCGUAUAUAAGGUAUCGCGAAAAUUCCGAGUUCCUUGACCAAUUGAAAAACAGUUAUAUCAAAUGUUAUUGACCCCGUCAUAAUGAACAAUGGUGUCAAAUAAAUUAACUUUUUAUUGA